AUGGCAGCCCGAUCACAAUUCCGGUUCCAUUCGCUGCUGCUGGUAGCGCUGGUACUUGUCUCGAUUCUCGGUGCACAGUAUGGAGCCCGCGCUGCCAUACUGACGCGUGCCAUCGAAGCACAGAAAUCGCUGGUCGAACGGGAAGAGCAGGCCCUGCAGGAGGCAAAAGAUCAAGUAUAUCGGACGGCACAGAACGCGAUGGAUGUGUCGCGGGAUGCUGUAUCGAAUGUGGCGGAACAGCUCCGGUAUGUCGUUAGCUAUCCGUGGCGUAUGGCUAGUGAAGCACUGGAAAAACCGAAACUGUACGCAAAGUAUAUGCUGUACAAGGCGUCGAAUGCGUUGAACGCCGAACCUGUGACAACGCCCGUUCCAGUGGUGCUGACGAACGAGUACACCACGUCCCAGGAACCGGAACCGGUGGAGAUGGAAAUGUUUCCACAGCUGAUUUCGGGUUUGCGGUCGCUGUUUAAUCCUGAUCCUACGGAACCGAACAAGGAUCUGCCAAAGCCGAGCCCAUUCAUUGAGAUAAUUGAAAUUAAGCAGCCAAUAACUUCGGAGAUGCAGGUCCCACAGCCCACAAUUGGCGAAAUCGAUAAGGAACCGCAAGAGAAAGAAGUCAUUCAGCUAUAA
Anopheles maculipalpis is the source of this 630-nucleotide messenger RNA. RefSeq lists its product as uncharacterized. The record is from RefSeq and is a predicted model, not a curated record. Bases 1 to 630 code for a protein of 209 amino acids. The transcript has 2 exons. NCBI's taxonomy places the organism in Eukaryota, Metazoa, Arthropoda, Insecta, Diptera, Culicidae.